Molecule: messenger RNA, 1385 nt
Organism: Meleagris gallopavo (turkey)
Lineage: Eukaryota; Metazoa; Chordata; Aves; Galliformes; Phasianidae
Source: RefSeq, a predicted model, not a curated record
GAUUGGAACAAAAUAAUUUUAGAUGAUGAUGGGAAGGAAUGGGACAGGAAAAAGGCCAGGCUGAUCCAGCAGCAGCUCUGAGCACUGCUUCGCAGGUGGCCUAUGACACAGGUGACUUCUACCACUCCAUCGCUUGGCUGGAAGAGGCCGUCAGCCGCUUUCGCCUCUCCUACGGCAGCUGGAACCCAGAGGAGGAGCGGGGCAGCCUGGAGGAUGCACUGAACUACCUCGCUUUCUCCUACUUUAUGGCUGGAAAUAUCUCCCAUGCGCUGACUCUCUCCAGGGAGUUUCUCCACUAUGCCUUCUCUCUGGUAGAUCCCAGUAACCAGAGGGUAACAAGGAAUGUGGCCAAGUAUGAGAAGCUGCUGGCAACACAUGGGGACCGUGUGGGGAGACCCCUGCAGCGCCCCAAUGUCACCCAGCUGCAGAACCGGGAUGCCUACGAGGAGCUGUGCCAGGGCCUGGGGGCACAGAUGGCCCCGGAGCAGCCCUCACAACUUGGCUGCUCCUAUGAGACCAACGGCAGCCCCUACCUCCUGCUGCAGCCUGCCAAGAAGGAAACGCUGCGGCUCCAGCCCUACAUUGUGCUGUACCACGACUUUGUCAGCGAUGCCGAGGCUGAAACCAUUAAGGGACUGGCAGGGCCCUGGCUGCAGAGAUCCGUGGUCGCCUCUGGAGAGAAGCAGCAGAAAGUGGAGUAUCGGAUAAGCAAGAGUGCCUGGCUGAAGGACACAGCUGACCCCGUGGUGCGGGCACUGGAGCUUCGCAUGGCGGCCAUCACUGGCCUGGACCUGCGGCCACCCUACGCUGAGUACCUGCAGGUGGUCAACUACGGGCUGGGUGGCCACUACGAGCCCCACUUCGACCACGCCACGUCCAGGAAGAGCCCCCUUUACAGAAUGAAGUCAGGCAACAGGAUCGCCACGGUCAUGAUCUACCUGAGUGCAGUGGAGGCAGGUGGCUCCACUGCCUUCAUCUACGCCAACUUCAGUGUGCCAGUGGUUAAGAAUGCAGCCCUGUUCUGGUGGAACCUGCGAAGGAAUGGUGAUGGUGACGGGGACACCCUACACGCUGGAUGCCCCGUGCUGGCUGGGGACAAGUGGGUGGCAAACAAGUGGAUCCACGAGUACGGGCAGGAGUUUCGGCGGCCGUGCAGCCGGGAUCCCCGGGACUGAGUGACCACCUGGGCUCAAAAAUGCAGCUCCUGACCUGGGUGCUGUCAUUGUCACCAUGGCAGUGAAAAGCCUCCCCAGCACAGCGCAGCUCCACUGGGGUUCAUCCAGGAGGAGAAGAGGGUGCUGCAGGGGCAGGAUGUAUUUGUUCAGCUGUGGGAAAUCUGUUGAAAAUAAAAUUGAAGGAGACUCAACUGGAGGCUGGGAGAAAUA